Exaiptasia diaphana is the source of this 475-nucleotide messenger RNA. RefSeq lists its product as uncharacterized. The transcript is spliced from 3 exons. Lineage: Eukaryota; Metazoa; Cnidaria; Anthozoa; Actiniaria; Aiptasiidae. The annotation marks the transcript as partial. The record is from RefSeq and is a predicted model, not a curated record.
UCGAAGGUAAGGAGACAGGCAGCUUGGCAUCAUGUUAGAACAUCGAUAAGUAUGAGAAAGAAGAAAAGAACAACGUUUGUUACUCUUGUUCUGGUUUUGGUGGUAAUUGCUAUUUUAUCAUGCUGCAACGGUAAAGAUGGCUGUAGAGACCUUGAAUAUUUACAAUGCAUUGAAAACAAAACGUUCACUGGUCACGUGAUCAAAACCACCAACCUCAUAGCACCAGGACUGGAGGAAUGUCAAAUGAGGUGCUUUGCUGUUCAUGAUUGUGUCUCGUACAAUUUGGGACCAAUAAAUGAUCACAGAAGAACAUGCGAGCUGAGUUCAUCUGAUCAUUGGACAUUCCAUGAUGCUCUUAAAGACAUGAAGGGCCAUGAAUACUGCCCUAUCAAGAAUCCAUGUUCGUCGAAACCUUGCCCGCCUGCUAAACCGCUCUGCUAUCCGGACUUUGCUUGGGAUAAGCACACCUGUAGAG